Messenger RNA from Necator americanus (New World hookworm), 807 nucleotides. RefSeq lists its product as uncharacterized. Bases 1 to 807 code for a protein of 268 amino acids. Lineage: Eukaryota; Metazoa; Nematoda; Chromadorea; Rhabditida; Ancylostomatidae. Gene Ontology annotation, biological process: proteolysis. Gene Ontology annotation, molecular function: metalloendopeptidase activity; zinc ion binding. The record is from RefSeq and is a predicted model, not a curated record. The transcript has 8 exons.
AUGGGUACUCUCUCUAUCGUGCUGCAGAUUUUUGCUAUUCUUCAACCCAUCAUCGCUGUAAAAAGGGGACCCCUAGUUAAUCUCGAAAAACAGGAAGGAGGGGAUAUAGCACAACUUCGAGAUCUUUACGGUGAGGAUGAAAUUCGAAACGCACUCCCACCGGAUUCCCCACUUAAGUGGAACACAACGCGAGAUGAGAUGGGAAAUCAUGUUGCAUUGAUUCCUUACACAAUAGAAGGCUCCUAUACUUCCGACGAGAGGAAAAUGAUUAGCGAUGCGAUGAGAAUGAUUGAAAAGAACACUUGCGUACUAUUCAAAAGACGGAGCGGUGAAAGAGAUUAUCUCGAAAUUCGAAGCGAUGGGGAAGGAUGUUAUGCUCACGUAGGUCGUAAUAAUGGAAGAAGUGUUUUGAAUUUAGAGGCAAGCGAAAGAGCGAAUUGUAUGGAGAUGGGGACAGUUUUUCAUGAAUUACUGCACACCAUCGGUUUAUGGCAUGAACACACGCGUGAGGAUAGAGAUGAAUACGUCAAACUACAUGAAGAGAACAUUGUGGAAGGUAAGAACUUCAAUUUUGCAAAAAGUGGAUUGCCCUACGCUGACACCUACGGAGUGCCUUACGACUACCUGUCUGUCAUGCAUUAUAGCCAGGAUGCAUUCGCGAAACCAGGAACAAUCACUAUGGAAACAUUAGAUCCCGAUUAUCAGGAUAUCAUUGGAAUAGCAAGACGUCCUUCGAAGAACGAUUACGAGAAGAUCUGCCACAUAUACAAGUGCACCUACUGCAAUGGUAAAAGGAUGAAGACCUAA